This is a messenger RNA of Paramacrobiotus metropolitanus, 1431 nucleotides long. RefSeq lists its product as uncharacterized. NCBI's taxonomy places the organism in Eukaryota, Metazoa, Tardigrada, Eutardigrada, Parachela, Macrobiotidae. The coding region runs from base 1 to 1431 and encodes 476 amino acids. The transcript is spliced from 4 exons. The record is from RefSeq and is a predicted model, not a curated record.
AUGUCGUCCCAAGAUUUUUAUUACGAACUGCGCAGGAAAUUUUUUAUUCGGGAAAAUCGCUACAGCUUGCAUAUUUUACCACCCAUUCGAUCAGCGCCCCACAACGACCUGCUCAUUCCCGGCAAAAAGGUCAGCCUGCUCCCGCCGCACGCACUGUCCGUCAACAAGCGUGGCCUGAGCUUAUCGCUACGCCGCGAUCGGCACAACGCGCCAUUCUCCCAGGCCGUUUGUUUGGUUUGGGAUCUCAUGUUGGUGUACGGACUGGUCAAAGCUGCCGGCGGUGAAAAUGGCAGCGGAAGUGGAUUUGUUAUUUGUGCCUGCAAUACGGAGGAGUGCAUCAGUCAAGGGACGCAGCGUUGUGUUGCCAGCAAUAUGUGCUUCGCUCAGGACAAUCAGAUCCGCAGUGCCGGGGCGGAUAGCAGCGCCGAUGCCCCACCGGAAACGCGGAUUGUGCGUGGUUGCAUUAACAGAUCGACGCCAUUGUUAUGCGAAAACCGUCCGCCAGCCACCAGCGCCUUUGCCCGCCGCAUGAUGGCCAACUGGCCGUUGCUGCACUGUUGCACUACCGAUCUGUGCAACCAGGAGGUCAUCCCUACCCUUCCGCCUUGGUUUCCCUCCGAUCUCUCGGCCGAGCAGCCCCUCGAACAACCAGAACCCGAACCGGCCAUUGUCGACGAAGCUGAUGAACACGAACCCAUCGAACCGGCCGAGACCACCCAGCCGAUCAAAACCCGUCCGCGUUUCCGCUUCCGCCGUCCCCCGCCGGACACCGAGCCAACCUCCACCACCGUCCGUCCUGCCACCAUCGAUUACGGCCAACUCGCUCGUCCCCACCUCGACGACACCAGCGCCCAGGACCUGGCUUCCUGGAGCGAAAUGGACAUCGCCGAGGGUGACCUCCACACUCCGCCUGAGAUCGUCACCUUCAACUCCACAAACCAACCGGAUGCCCGCAGCGUCCUGGUGAUCAGCAGCACCCUGGACAGCCCCGAAGACUUAUCCAGCACCCACGCCAACCUCCUGUACAUUGUCGUCCCGGGUGUCGGACUGGUGGCGCUGUUUGUCGCGUUGUGUUUAUUGGUCGUCGCGGUACGGCGGGCCGGUGUGAUCUACGGCUCCAUCCCGGCCACCCGCCCGGAUCUGCUGAAGCAGAAAGCGGCCGUGCAACCUACACUUCAGAUUGUCACGGAAUCGCUGGGAGGAAGUGGACGGUUGUCGUCAUGGUCGACGCCGUCCGUCGGGUCGUCGCGUUUAUCGGCGUAUGAUGUGGCGUUGCAACGGGAGCGGAUGGUGGAUCAGGAGAAUCCGUACUCGGUGUGGACGGUCAUGCAGGCCGGGCCGGACGCCAUCCCGGAGUGUGGUGCACAGGAUCCCUAUCAUUAUAACCGGAUGGCGUUGUACGGCUACCGGAAUGCCGGUGCGACGUCAUAG